GACUAACAAGCACUGAGUUAGGACAAGUGGUGUUCCGGGGAUAACAAUUCUCUACGUCUCUUUGUCUCCGUUUACCCAUCCUUAAACACACCGCCGCCUAGGUCACAGACAAAAACGCUGCCUCUCUUAAUUUCUUCGUCAUCUCCCAAGUCCAUUCCCUGCGAAUUAAGCGUUAAAGCACGCGACUAAGCCAAGAACAAUGCUUACCUGUUCCUCGUCCUCGUCGCUACCCCCCAUUUUCCUCCCAUUCAGAGGACAUAGUAUACAGCUUUCCACAGCUCGUGGCAGAGCCUCUCUCAUCUCUUCCUAUUUACCCCACCUACGCUGUGAAAUCUUCAGCAUUUCCUGGUAGCUAGCAAUCAAGUUACAAUCACUCUAACUACGGCUCCCAUCACCAAGAAAUUAAGCUGUAGCGGUACGUGCAGAGAUAGACGACGACAAUGGCGCCGAUGCCGAUGCCGCCGCCCUCCGGAGCGAUGCCGCCUAUGGACAACAACAUGCCGACGAUGCACGCGGCCUUCUUCUGGGGCCACCGCGCGCAGGUGCUCUUCUCCAACUGGCCGGGCGACCACCGCGCCGGCGCCGGCAUGUACGUGCUCUGCCUCCUCGCCGUGGCCGCGCUGGCCGCGCUCGCCGAGGUGCUCGCGGCGUGGUCCCGCGCCCUCGCCGGGGCCGGCCGUGGCUCCGGCUCAUCCGACGACGCGCCGUGGUGGGCGACGCUGCAGGUGGCGUGGAUCCACGUGCUCAAGGUGGGCCUGUCGUACCUGGUGAUGCUGGCCGUCAUGUCCUUCAACGGUGGGGUGUUCCUCGCCGUCGUCGCCGGCCACGCCGCCGGGUUCCUGAUCGCCCGGAGAUGGAGGCUGCUACGCCCUGCGGUCCGUGACGACGACGACGGCGGCGGCGCGCAUACCAACGGUGAUCUCUGCGUUAGUUAAUUGGAGAAAGAGUAUGAGAAACAGAAUGUUGCAUGCGCUUGUCAUUUGCCGAUCGAGGAAAUUGAAUGCUUUUCAGCUUU
This is a messenger RNA of Sorghum bicolor (sorghum), 1015 nucleotides long. Its product is annotated as copper transporter 4. Gene Ontology annotation, cellular component: plasma membrane. The record is from RefSeq and is a predicted model, not a curated record. The transcript has a single exon. The coding region runs from base 441 to 935 and encodes 164 amino acids. NCBI's taxonomy places the organism in Eukaryota, Viridiplantae, Streptophyta, Magnoliopsida, Poales, Poaceae. Gene Ontology annotation, biological process: intracellular copper ion homeostasis; copper ion transmembrane transport. Gene Ontology annotation, molecular function: copper ion transmembrane transporter activity.